Molecule: messenger RNA, 1571 nt
Organism: Paramecium primaurelia
Lineage: Eukaryota; Ciliophora; Oligohymenophorea; Peniculida; Parameciidae
Source: the annotation of a GenBank genome assembly
AUGAGUUAAUCUUGGAAGAUGAAUGCCUCAAUUGAGACUGUUUUAUUGAAAGAUAAACGUUCUGCUACAUCUUAAUUAGGUAUAUUAUAAUCAAGAUAAAUUAGUUUAAAUGAAACCCAAUGACGUCGUCGCAUAAGAGCUUUAUGAUUUAUACAAUUACUUUUAAGAAAUUCAAAAAUAAAAUAAAAAUCUGCAAGAUUCAAUAACAACAUUAAGAAGUGCUAUUACUAAUCUGUUAAGUUUAUCAGGGAGGAAAUGUCAAGAAGGGGAAUUUGACAAGGUUUGUUUAAAUGAUUACAAAAUAAUAUAAUCUAUAAUGAAUAGAGUUAGGGUAGAUAUAUAAUAAUCUGAAGAUAAGUCAAAUAAUCAAUCAAACAGUUAAUAGAAUUAAAUUGUUGAUUUAUAAAACAAAAUUUAUUUUUUGGAGGAUUAAAUCGAAUAAUUGACAACAAAAUGUAAUAAAUUAAUUGUUGUAAAUAAUCAACUGUUUUAACAAAAUUACGAAUAAAUUAAUAAUUUAAAAUAACUUUAAUAAAAGUAAAUAGAAUAGAAUAAAAAAACGAGUUAAAUCCUUUUAGAGAAUCAAUUACAAUCUGUGAAUUAAAAUUCUAUAAACAUUGAAAUAGAUUGUUAAUAAUUUAGGGAGAAAAUAAUAGAUAUUAAUAAUUAGAGAUAGUAAUUAAUAGAACUUAUGUAAGUAACAUUAGAAAAAUUUCCACAAAUUCAAUCAGAUAAAAAAGUGUAACAAAAUAUUAAGAAUUAAUCAUUUGAUGGAGAUGACUUAUAAAACAUUAUCAAUUUAAUUAGAAAAUCAUAAAAUGCCAUAAAGUCUUACGAUGAUGGAAUAACAAGAUUAAUAAAAUAGGUAAAUAGUGUUGUGCAAAAUAAAGAAAAUAAAACAAUUUAAGAUUUAUUACAAUAAUUGAGUAAGAACCAAGAAUGCUUUAUUUACAUUUAAAAUAUUUUUUAAAGGAUAAUAGAGAUGCUUAAUCAAAUGACAUAAGUCUAAAAAACUAACGAACUUGAAGGUUAAUUGAGAAAAAUGCAGGAUGAAAAUAGUGAUAUAAAACAAUAAUUAUAAGAUUAAAUCAAAUAGUUGAAGGAGUAUAAUAAGAAAGAAUAAUAAUUACUUCCAAAUUAAAUGAUUAAUAUAUCAAGUAUUAUUUGUAAAUUAAUUAGAUAAAUUUAAUAAUAUAUUCAAAGAAUUCAAUGAUUAAGUAAAAAAGGAAAUAUAUAAAUUUUCAAAUAUAAUUAAAAUAUUGCUUCCUAAUGUGACUGAUGUCUCAAAUAUUUCACCAGAUCAAGAUUUAUUACACGAUAUAUAAAGUUUUAUCAAGAGUAUUGAAAGUCAAGACAUUAAUUAGGAUGAUGAUACUUAAAAAUAAAAAUGGUUAAGAAGUAUUAAUUUGUUUAAGGAGAUUUAUAAAAGAAUUCCUAAUAAUUCAAUAGUUAAUUAAUAUAUCAUAAAAUCUGUUGAUAGCAUAGAAAAAUUUUUUUUUUAAAUUGAAGAAUAUGAGCAAAAUGUUGAUUCAUUUAAGAAAGAAAUUAAAAUGAGCGCAUAAACUAAUUGA